CUCCAGAGAGCUCAAACUCCUCCUCCUGCUCGUGCUGCUGCUGCUGCCUCCCCCCCCAACUCUCCCUGACACGCACGGGGAGAGAGAGAGAGAGAGGCAGCGGGCAGAGCUGGUUGGGCCAGUGAGCCAACACGAACAAUUGCCGCAAGCACGCACAAACUUCCACCAUUCAAAAAAAACCCCACAACAACGAUCAUUGUCGCACGUACACAACAACACUACUACUACCACCACAACCACCAAUCUUCACCACGAGGAGGAGGAGGACACCACCACCACCGACGAGGAGGACGACGAGGAGGAGGAGGAGAUCACCACCAUCUUCUUGCCGAGGAGAUAUGGAGCCGUUCUUCUCAUUGUGGCACCGAAACGCGCUGUCGCUCCUGGGCUGAUCCGCAAGCUUCAUCACCACCAACCACCACGCGUGGCCUUUUACUUCAUAAUCAUUCGCUUUUCCCUACGGCGUGGGCUGUUCUGUUUAUUUAAAACAUUUAUUUAAACUUUUCCUCGCUACCGCGACGUUGUGUGGGGGGCCCCCGCAAGGCCGUGAGAGAGAUAGAGAGCGAGCGAGCGAGCGGUGAAAUGAGACUUGUUUCUUAGUAGCGAAGAACUUACGCGAAUGUUAACUUCGUAACUUUAAUCGUCAACGCAUUGGGUUUUUGUUGUUGUAAUAUAAGGUAGCCGCUGUGGUUUCUCUUAACAGUUUUUUUUUAAUUUAGUGACCAUUUAAGUGGCGAGUGUUUGUGGGUUUAUUUUGAAGGGGGGUUAUUUUUGGCUGCCUCAGCCCGGACCACAAAAGUCGGCAAUCUCUUCAUCAUCUUCAUCAUCAUCAUCCUCGACAAUGGAGCCCAGGAGAUGCUUGAUACUUCGGCUGAUGACGGUGGUGAUGAUGUGCAGACGAGCCGCUCCAGGCGUGCUGUCGGGUGGCUUGACGUUGGCGCUGGCCGGGCCGCCGCCUGCGUUCGUGGAGACGCGCGAGUGUGUCUACUUCAACCUCAACUGGGAGAAGGAGGGCACGGCCGCCGGAGGCACGGAGGCGUGCGACGGCGACCGCGAGAAGCGGCAGCACUGCUACGCGUCGUGGCGCAACGUGUCAGGUGGCGUGCGGCUGGAGAGGCAGGGGUGCUGGCUGGAUGACUUCAACUGCUACGACAGCAGUCUUAAAGAAAGACUCCGAUUGGUUCUGAUGAGCAGGAGCGAGUGCGUGGAGUCGAGCGAGAACCCCGCCGUGUACUUCUGCUGCUGCGAUGGGGACCUGUGCAACGCCAUGUUCACCCACCUGCCCGUCCUACAGCCCCGGGCCCACGAGGGGGCUCAGCCCGGCGUGGCGGAGAGGCAGUCCACGGCGUCGGGAGCCUUCCUCUACACGCUGGUGCCCCUGCUGGCCGUCACGAUGGUGCUGCUGCUGUCUUUCUGGACGUACCGGCACCACAAGCUGGCGUACGCGCACGCUGCACUGCCUCCACAGGAGGCAAGCCUGGCACCCCCGUCGCCCGUGCUGGGUUUGCGACCCGUGCAACUGCUGGAGUUGAGGGCUCGCGGCCGCUUUGGCUGUGUCUGGCGCGCUCAGCUACUAUCCCAGGUCGUCGCUGUGAAGAUCAUACAGCCCGUGAAUAAACAGUCGUGGCAGAACGAGAUGGACAUAUUCCAGACGCCGGGCAUGAGGCACGAGAACCUGCUGGAGUUUAUCGGCGCCGAGAAACGGGGAGCGAACCUGGACAUGGAGAUGUGGCUCAUCACCGCCUUCCACGAGCGGGGCUGCCUGUCGGAUUACCUCAAGGGCAGCACGCUGUCAUGGGCGGAGCUGUGCCACGUUGCCGAGACGAUGUCGCGCGGACUCGCCUAUCUGCACAGUGACGUCCAUGGCAAGAACGAAGGCAGCAAGCCGGCCAUCGCUCAUCGUGACUUCAAAAGCAAAAACGUGCUUCUGAAGAACAACCUGUCGGCUGUCAUCGCCGACUUUGGGCUGGCGCUCAAGUUUGAGCCGGGAUGCUCACCUGGGGACACCCACGGACAGGUGGGCACGCAGCGCUACAUGGCCCCGGAGGUGCUGGAGGGUGCCAUCUGCUUUCAGCGCGACGCCUUCCUGCGCAUCGACGUCUACGCGCUGGGGCUCGUUCUGUGGGAGCUCGUGUCACGGUGCACAGCCGCCGAUGGUCCGAUAGACGAGUACCGUGUGCCGUUUGACGAGGAGAUCGGUGAGCACCCCACGCUGGAGGACAUGCAGGACAUCGUGGUGCAGAAGAAAAUGCGGCCAGCGUUUCGGGAGGCGUGGCUUAAGCACCCGGGACUGGCUCAGCUGUGCGUGACCAUGGAGGAGUGCUGGGACCACGACGCGGAGGCUCGCCUUUCGGCCGGCUGCGUGGAGGAGCGCCUGGUGCAGCUGCGGCGCCACCCGGGGCCUCCAGGCCUGCCCGGCGGCGGUGGCACCACCACCGCUACCACCGCCUCCUCUCCUCCCACCGCCGACACCACCACUGCUGCUGCGCCCCUUCACUCCGACUCCCUCAUCAUCUCCAUGUCUCCGACCUUACUCAACCUUCAUUCGUCGUCACCCAGCAAGGAGUCGAGCCUCUAGACCAGGGGUGGGAAACCUCGACGGACCCAGGGGGCCGGAUGUGGCCCGCGACUUCAUUUCAUACGGCCUGUGACCUUCAGUCACUGCAAGGGGCCCCCUUGAAUAUUGACAGAAGUGAUGAAGCUGUUUGUGUUAACGUGUGGCCCCACCUAAGGUAAUUCAAAGUGCUAUUCGGCCCCUGGUAAGGAAAGGUUUCCCCAGUCCUUCUGUAGGCGAUCGUCAAACUGUUCGAAUCACUUUUCAUUAUUUAACCGGGUUUAGAGGUACGCAUUGUUCGUUAUAUGCAUCACAAGGAAGGCCUCGGAAACUUAAGGGCGUCACGUACGAACAGUUACAAAUUUUUACCCAAUUUAGUUUUCCUAUUUUACACACGUUUUGGAUUUGGUAGGCAUUGACCCUUGGAUAGAUUUCAGAACGAUAUUGCUGGGUCAUUGCCGUAUGCUUUCCAGCAGGGGGUGAGAUGAAAUUGAAUCAGCGCAAGUACCGUGACUACUAAGCAUUGGGGAAUUGAAACAAUUUUAAUUUCCCGCAAGCUGGCUCAGUGUGUGGGCCCUGUACAAAUACAAUACAAUUUUGAUAUUUAUCGCAUAUUAAUGCAACCACACGUCAAGGUUCUGUAAACAGCUUGGUGUGUGCACCACCAAGCUGUUUAUCUGCCCGUCCAAUCUGGUUUUAUUUCAUCGAUGUCACCGGGAGACUUGCUUAGUUUAGCCAGCGAUUAUUAUUUUUACACUACCUGCUUAUCCUAACCAAGGUAGAGAUGCUAUCUGUUCAUGGCGUUGUGAGGUUAUAAAAAAAAAAUCACUCAAAUAGUUCACGUUGUAAGUUGGACAAAAAUAAUAGUGCUUUAAUUUUUUUUAAACCAAAGUGACUUGAGCUGAUUUUAUACUUCGCAUAUUUGAAAUAUGAAAUGUAUUAUCCCUCUUUCCCUCCCCGUUCCCUCCAAUUGGCUCUUCUGGCAUUGUAGUAAGAAAAAUGGACAUUUUAUUUAAGAAAUAGUAAUUCAUUGCAGUUGAUUGUAGUUAAUAAACUUAACACUGGCGUUAACUCAUAAUCCUAAUUUGGAUACGUAAAUGGUUACCAAACACUGUCCUCACCCAGAUUACAUUUUUUUUAAACAUUUACCGUGAAUGUUUAAAAGUAAAUGUUUAUGAAGCGCGCUUACCUGAUGGUCAGGGUUAAGACCAGGGUUAGCAUUUAGAUAUUGGCUGGGGAUAGUCUCAUUUUAGGUUAAGGCCUUGGGCUAGCGAUAGUGUUAAGGCGAGGGUUAGUCAUAUUGGCUAUAACCGUCUAAAUACUUUAUGAUAAACUAAAUUAGAACAUGUAAUAUAUUUGUUAAACAUUUUUAUUUUCACGAUAAAAUGUCCCAGUCUCCCCUGCUGUACAUGAAACCAGGUCUGGUCAGGACCCUAGUUAGAAUGUAAUACCCCUCUUCCACUGGCACAUCCGAGCCGAGCCAACACGGCACCUUCACAGUACAGGUGAUUUUUUUUUUUCCACCGGCCAAUUACCGUGCUAAGCUGGAACCAAAUCGUGAUGGCACGCUGGCCUCGCGAGACGUCGAAAUCUGGUUGCUUUUUCAUUGCACGUGGCAUCAAACCGUCAGCUCUUAAAGGACACAGAGUCGCGGCGUCAUCUACACGCGGCUCUCCACCCAUUCGUUUCUUGUUACGUCAGCGGCUCGACUUGGCUUCGGCAGUGAAGAAACCAACAGCUGUGGCUGUGCCGGGCUGGCUCGGCGCAGCUCCAGCGGAGCUUGGUUGUGCAGUGGAAACGGCUGUGAAUGUGGGGUGUCACGUUGAGUUCGCUCUGGAGGCGUGUCUCAUCAGUCUGCCAUGCGUUUUUAGCAUUUCAAGGGACAUCCCAGGGAAUGGGUUUGGUAUUUAGGCAUUGUCAAAUAAUUGUUCACAUUGCCUACUUUAGAAAACGAUAAGAAAGAUGUCAUUUAAAAUAAUUUCAUGCCUUGUUUUUUUGCUCAGUUAUAUCGAAUUGCGAUUUUUUUUUUAAAAUAACUGAUCGUGUGUGUACUGUACAUGCCCAGGUCAUGGGUCAUGUUCCUGUGACUUGAUUUGGUAAGAUAGAUUUGAGGAGGGUAAAGCGAUAGUACUCGUAGCGAGACUUAAAAAGACCCUUUCAAGGUUGUAAUUCCAUUCGUCUUACUCAAAAGUCAAAAUUAAUUGCUGCUUAAAUGGGGCGGUACUCAUUUCUGCCCUGACCCAGUGGUGAAAAUUGCACAUUCCUAUGGCAGGGGUGAGUCUCUCUACAGGCUGACCACUACCACUGUUGACCUCCCCCCCCACACAAUGUGGUACUCAUGUUAUUGAUCCAUGAUGCUGGGGUUGGUGAAAUUGAUACCACUUUGAAAAGAGCCAACUGUUGUAGCAAAAGACUGGGUCCUUCCAUACCAAUGUGGAAUUUGCACCUCUGAUUCAGAAGCAACAAGACGUGAGGGAGGUCUCGGUUUUCUACUCGAUAAUUGUGAACUUUUGCAAAUGAAAUUGGAAUAUAUGUGAAGAAUAUUAAGCUUGCUUGUUGCCAUCAAAGAUGAUGAUACUUUCCUCAAACAUUGCUUUCCCAGAGCAAUGCUUAUUUUUUUUGUUUAUUGAGCAUAAAUCAAAAACAUGCCAGUUACAAAAAAGGACGGCGCGUUAGCUUGUUGUUUUGUACGGUGGGGGGGAAAGCUACGUGAACGCACGUCAUGUUUUCAAUGGUGCUUUGAACGCACAUCCUCAGUGCGUGUGCCUGGUGCAAGGCCCGUUUUAUUUGUCCCGAGGGGCCUUUUUUUGUAGCCUUUGCGAUAACUACGGCAAGUGAUGGUUCUACAAAAGACACGAUUUGAAUGGGUCUGAAACGUGUUAUUUUAAUGCGGUUUUUUUCUCCCCCCCCUCCCCCGCCCCCGCCCAUUCGUCUUUGGUACUUCAAGCCUGUUUACGUUGCGGGAGAUUUGUGACUGGGUUGAUUUUGCUGGAGUAACGACUUCCCUCGUCGAUGCUCAUCGUUGUUUUUAUUCAUCAAUAAAGGGGGGGCAACACACCCGGUGAACGCGGACGGUAGAGGCCACCGGAUAUCAGGACACAAGCCGGCUGCAGGCUGCACUUGCACUCCGAGGUGUGUGUACGGUUGCCACUUGUCCCUGGUUUCCCCAGGAUCAUACUCUCUGGUUGAGGAGGUAGCUGUCUUGGGAUCUUCGUAAGUCUUGCCAGGAUAUUAAAGCGUCCCCCCCCCCAACCCCCCGUUCUGGUAUUAUGAGAUAUCAUUUCCAUCAUAUGUCUUGGGUGGUUUUUAGUACCUUGGAGGUGGCAACCCUCAGUGUGUGUGUGUCCCUAUUGCAUGCAAUGUAAAACUAUCAUGGCACAGAAUACAGUGGGGAAGUAACAUGCACAUCUCCCUGCAGAUAGAGCAAGGAAAAAUGUAUUGAGGAGUUGGAGGUAUUCAUAUCCAUUCCAUACGGUCAAAUCAAGUUUACAAUUCGCCAAAUAAAAUAGGUAAUUACGCCAAUUGCACAUGCAUCGAAUUCUGCAUGUUGGAAUCAUUCCACUGCAGAUUCUACAGCGGCAACUGAAAGAAAAAUAAACCGAGUUGAAUCAUGGCCUCAUUUUUAUAAUUAGCAAAUUCGAAGCGGCAUGUUCUGUUUAGGAAUCGAUGCAUCGUCAGUUGACCACGAGCAAACAAUGGAGGAUGCGUGCUUUUCCCCCUCGAUCUAUAAAAAACCUCUUAAUUCAAUAAGUCGGGUUUUAGCGAUGCUGGAGACGCAGCUCAACAAUUUGAAUGAAACGUGUUCAUGCGCAGCGGUGACGAACUAUGCGGGGUGCAAAUGCGGCCCGCAACGUCUUGAUGUCCUUAAGCUUUUUGUGUUCACGGAAUCCUCUUCAGCAGAGGUGGUGGGGGGGGGGGGGGGGGGGUUUCCCAAAACGUUCCAAGCCCGCGGACCGCUGUCAACCGUCGACGUUUCGCACGCCACCGUUGUCGUGUAAAACGUGUGGCGUUUUGUGAAAUGUUAUCGUACGGGACGUUCGGUUCCGUGGGUCACUUCCCCACCCACGGCACGGCCUUGCCUUGCUCUCGAAAAGCAACGGUUUUGUUUUUGUAAUCUGUGUAAACUACCUCAAGUUUCAUUUUUUUUUUAAAUAUAAACUGCAAGUUUGAUUCUUGCCACAUCGAAGAGUCCCUUACAAGGAGAGAGCAAAACGUUCCAGAUUUUAUAUACUGUAUAGUGAUAUAAGGUUGUUUUUUUUUACCUGCUGAUGGUUUUACAGUCGAAUGGUUGGUUAUUCUAGUUGUAGAUCUGGGAAGUCUCAUUGUACGACGUGAGCAGAAAAUACCUCAGUCUUGGAUGCACACUGUGUUCACUUCUGUUUGUUCCUCGGUAUUCUCCAUCAAAUGUGAAUUAUCCGUUCUUAAAACAUCCUACUCGCAAAGCCCUUUUUGUGCUCCAGGUUUACAGAGCAAAUGAGGCUGUGUUGAAACGCAAAAUCGCCAAGUCUGGGAAUCGAGCUCAUUUAAGGGAGGCAUCCUUUUAAAACCUCUCUCGUGCAAGAAUUAUUAGAAUGAAAACCAAACUGUUUCUCUAUUGGUUUAAGGUAAUUUUAGAAUUCAAAAGAAAUCCCCACCUGCCCCCCCCCCCCAAAGUGCUGAUAAUAGUUUUUGUAUCAUUUCAUAGCGGUCAUAUAUAUCGUAGCAGUCCACCGCAGUAUAUAUGAUGCAUGAGAGAGGGUUAACGUAUACCCUUUAUAUGUGCCCGGCACCAUAGCAUGUGCGCCAAUGAGCAUGGUAGAAUGCACAUGCUGCCUUCCAAAGGGUUUAUUGCGCAAGUUUUAUACAUCCUAGCAACUGUGCUGGUCAAUCGCAAGUGUUCUUUCAAAUCUGUGGUUGCGGACUCGACGUUACUUUCGACAUCUUGUGUAGCGCGAUGUAAGAAAAAAAAAGCUUUUUUUCCUGGUGCCCAAAUCGUAUUCAUUUUAAUGCCAUGUGGUAGAUUGUGCACACCUUAGCUCAGGGGUUUUACGUGUUCAGUGCUUUACACCGUAGGCGAGUCAAAGUCUUGCCAUUAUGAGCAGCGACACUGGGCUGCACAUUCCUAUGUUCACUGCUCCGUUGUUUUGUGCCGCUUAAGGUGGAUCAGCGAUUUGAAUUCUACGCUGCACGGCAGCUCAUGUCACCUCUUUUGCCAAUCAUAAUGAACAUUGCUGACAUGCAAAGGCACUUGUUAAUGCGGCCUCUUGUUAAGGUAGAUUGUAGCACUUGAUGUCAUUGAUUCUGUAUUUAAUUUGGGGGGAACCACAACAAUGGAUACAUUCGGAAGUUUUUUUUUGUAAUUGGCCUACAUGUAAUUGGGGUAAAAUGGAGGUGCAUUGGUUAUGCACUACACAGUGAACCCAGCGACAUGUUUUAUUCCAAGCCACGGCUAUCAUCAGUGGCGAGCUAUACCUGAAUUGGUCCUGGGGCCCCCUUUCAGCCCGCAAUGUACGGUCAAACAUCCGCCAUGACCAACGUGGCAUGGGGGAGGCCUUCAUCCAGCAGUGGAUUGACAAAAGAAAGGCCUGUGCAUUCUAUUUUAUUUUUGUUAACAUUUGUGACUGAAUAUUUUUUUCUGGUUGGCUGAGAGAGUCUGAGAAGCUUGCGGAUUUGGAGUAUCUUGUGAUGAAUGCACAGCUCCUGAAGUGAAUCAUAUCCUUAGUGUUUCUGUAUUAUAAAAUCGGACUUAAAGAAAUGUUCCUUUGACAUCAGGGGCACAUAACACCUGGUGGUUAUGCAUGUAAUGAUGGGUUACCACAGCUGUCUGUUGAAUUGCCACGAUUCUGGCUCGUAAUUUGAUUCGACAAUACUCUGGUCUCACAAUGUACAUUACCAUUCUUGGAAAUCCUUGCAAAUGCGUUUCCAUCUCGAUGGACUUUCCCAGGUGAAAUAUUUAAAAAAAUUGAAAUAAUAUUGUUUGCUAUAAAUUGAUAAUGCUAAUUCCUCAAGCGCAAUUUUAUGCAAUUAUCGUGAGUAAAAGAAACACUUUUAAUAGAUGGAUUGAUACUGCAUUGCCUACGGCCUCUUUUCACAAUACUUUCAGAUCAGCACAUUUGGUAUUUUUGCACCAUUCUUAGGAGCGGGAAGGCUGUGGCAAAAGCGCUCUGCUUCACAAGAUAACUGAAGAGUCUGCAGGAGUUUCACAAGUAGAGGAGGGGCAUUUUCCAUAUAGGCCUUACCAAAUGAGAGUGUUGAUUUGGCGAGUCCUUUUCAAACGUGCCAAAUUUGGCAACUGUAAUACCAGUGAGCUUUUUUUUCCUGAACGAAGCCUCCCUUUAAUGUGACACGUGACAAACUGCGGUUUAAAUUACGGACAUGGAGUGCCUACAACCUCUCACUGAGGCGGGGCCCUUUUUUUCUAUACUUUUAAUAAUGUAUUACUGUCACGGUUAGAUUCCAGGUAUUAUGUUAAACCUACAUGCAGUAUUUUGGUUUGUGAAAACGAUUUGUUAAGUGCUGUUUGUGCCUGGACACAAAUAACUACUUUAAACAUCGUGUCGUCAGGCGGCCAAUUUUAUAAGUCUCGUUUUUUUUGUCUCAGUCUGCAGGACAACUGUUUUAAUGGAGAGCUCAACCCAGUGUCUGGUCUUAAAACCUUGUAAAUUAAAGAGUUUUGUUACGAACGUAUUGUUAUCGUUAUCGGUUUAGUUGAUGUCGUUUAUUUUGUAGAGUAAGCAUAGGGCUUUUGUUACAUUUUAGUAUUUAACAUUUUUCUAACGGGAAGGAAAUGAGUGUGGCGUUUCACACGGCGCACGUUUUUUCAUGUUUAUGUGGGGGGGUCUCACGCAACCCAAGAUGUUUCUGUCGGUUUGAAGGGCUUUUUUUACAUUAAAAAGUUCCGUCCUCAUGUUUAUACAGUGUUCUAUGGGGCUGGGCCUUCUUUGUGAAUGUUCAUAUGACUUUUGUUGUUGCCAGUGUUUCAUUUAAAAAAGAAAUCUGUAUCCUAAUAACCUCAAGUCUUCAUGUUUUCUUGUGUGCGACUUUUAUGUCUGUCCAGAAGCCUAAGACAGCCAACAUUGUUCCGAAUGCAUAAACUGUGAAACUGUACAGUCAAGUCUAAAUAAAUUCCUCCGGUUUUUA
Messenger RNA from Petromyzon marinus (sea lamprey), 9673 nucleotides. RefSeq names its product activin receptor type-2B. Gene Ontology annotation, biological process: cellular response to growth factor stimulus; protein phosphorylation; activin receptor signaling pathway. The record is from RefSeq and is a predicted model, not a curated record. Gene Ontology annotation, molecular function: activin receptor activity; ATP binding; activin binding. NCBI's taxonomy places the organism in Eukaryota, Metazoa, Chordata, Hyperoartia, Petromyzontiformes, Petromyzontidae. Gene Ontology annotation, cellular component: plasma membrane; activin receptor complex.